Phytomonas sp. Hart1 is the source of this 845-nucleotide messenger RNA. The record is from the annotation of a GenBank genome assembly. Lineage: Eukaryota; Euglenozoa; Kinetoplastea; Trypanosomatida; Trypanosomatidae.
UUAUCGAAAGCUUUUAAAAGGGAAAACUAUUACAAUACAAUAUUAAUUAUUGCGGUAUUUUUAAAGUUAGUACAUUUUGAAAUUUUAACGAUGCGCCGUAUUUUUUAUACCGCUUUGCCACAAACUGUGAUUAACAGAUUAGUUUUUGUUCUCAGGCAUUCAUCUGAUUCCAUGGAUAAUAAAAUUGAUGAAAAUUCGAAAUUACCCCAAAAUGAAGGGUUACCAAAUGAUUCUGAUAUGCUAGCGAACUAUAAAAAAUUAAAGGCCGAACUUAUCCAAGCCAAGAAUCAUACUGAUGAAUUAAACAAGAAUAUAUUGUAUUCUGCCGCUGAAGCUGAUAACUUUCGGAAGGAAUCUUUAAAAAGCAUACAGUCUGCCAAACAAUUUGCAGUGACUGAAUUUGCAAAAGACAUGUUGGAGACAGCGGACAAUUUGGAAAAGGUUAAUUCCUUAUGCGAAAGUUAUCGAAAGGAAAAUAAUGAUAUCCCACGAUCCAUCCAGUCUAUACUAAAUGGUCUAGAACUUUCGCAUAAGGUUGUGCUUCAAGUGUUCGAAAGGCAGGGUGUCGAGCGAUUUGAAACCAAAAUUGGUGAUAAAUUCUCUUCUCACCAUCAUAACCAGCUAUUUACUACACCUUCAUCUCCUGAAUUUCCUCCCAACACUAUCACCAAAAUAGUCAAAAACGGCUAUCAAAUGUGCGACACUCUUCUCAGAGCUUCGGAAGUUGGUGUAUCCGAAGCUCCAGAAAAUUAAGAUGAACUUAAAACAUGAAUAUACAGUUAUCGAACUUCGAAUAAGUAUUUUCUCCGAAAACAAAUGAUUAUCUGAUUCUAAACGUUUUUUAA